Pyrus x bretschneideri (Chinese white pear) is the source of this 1630-nucleotide messenger RNA. Its product is annotated as PHAF1 protein At3g51130. Lineage: Eukaryota; Viridiplantae; Streptophyta; Magnoliopsida; Rosales; Rosaceae. The coding region runs from base 63 to 1274 and encodes 403 amino acids. The transcript has 15 exons. The record is from RefSeq and is a predicted model, not a curated record.
UCGCGAAAGUAACGGAGUCCACCAUCGUCGCCUAAUCCCGUCAUCUUCUCGAACCAGUAGUUAUGUUGCAGAGACCUCGACGCCGCUGCGAAGGCACCGCCAUGGGCGCCAUCGUCCUCGAUCUACGACCCGGCCUCGGAAUCGGACCCUUCACAAUCGGAAUGCCGAUAUGCGAAGCAUUUGCUCAGAUAGAGCAGGAGCCUAACAUUUACGACGUUGUCCAUGUGAAGUAUUAUGAUGAGGAGCCCCUUAAGUUGGAUAUCGUUAUCAGCUUUCCAGAUCAUGGUUUUCAUCUUCGCUUUGAUCCUUGGUCACAGAGGCUACGCCUUGUUGAAAUAUUUGAUAUAAAACGACUUCAAAUGCGCUAUGCCAAUUCUUUGAUUGGGGGACCAUCCACUCUAGCAACUUUUGUAGCUGUAUAUGCACUAUUUGGGCCAACUUUCCCUGGAAUUUAUGACAAGGAUAGAGGUGUCUACACUCUGUUUUACCCAGGGCUUUCCUUUGCUUUUCCAAUUCCGAGCCAGUAUACAGAUUGCUGCCAUGAUAGAGAAGCGGAAUUACCAUUAGAGUUUCCAGAUGGAACCACACCAGUGACAUGCCGCGUCUCCAUAUACGAUAGUUCUACAGAUAAAAAAGUUGGUGUGGGGUCCUUAAUGGAUAAGGCUUCCGCUCCUCCACUACCUGUUGGCAGCCUCUAUAUGGAAGAGGUGCAUGUUAAGCUAGGGGAAGAAUUAUACUUUACUGUUGGUGGUCAGAAUAUUCCUUUUGGUGCAUCACCUCAGGAUGUUUGGACUGAAUUGGGUCGUCCUUGUGGGAUACAUCAAAAGCAGGUAGACCAAAUGGUUAUUCAUUCUGGCUUGGACACGCGCCCACGGACAACUCUUUGUGGUGAUUAUUUCUACAAUUACUUUACCCGUGGUUUGGACAUUUUAUUUGAUGGGCAGACUCAUAAAAUCAAGAAGUUUGUUUUGCAUACAAACUAUCCUGGCCAUGCAGAUUUCAACUCGUACAUAAAGUGCAAUUUUGUCAUAUUUGCUUCUGAUUUAGGGGGUUCUUAUCAGGAUGUAAAUAACUGCAAACAUAGGAUUACAGCAAGCACAAAGUGGGAGCAAGUGAAGGAAUUCCUCGGGGACUGUGGCCGAGCUGCUAUCCAGACUCAAGGUUCUACAAGCAAUCCGUUUGGAUCUACUUUUGUAUAUGGUUAUCAAAAUGCUGCAUUUGAGGUGAUGAAGAAUGGUUACAUUGCCACUGUGACUCUUUUCCAGUCGUCGUGAUUACAUUGCAAAUAAGUUGGAUGAUGGCAUUUCAACAGCUGGUGAAAGCGGCAAAUACUGUUUGUAGACGUCAGUUGGCCCGGCUCAACAAUUGUACAGUUGUAUAUGUUAAGUUUGUACAGAAUAAUCUGGUACUGUGAAAACAUGUAAGUAUUCUGUAUCUUGUGUCUGUGACUGUUUAAAUGGAAGUCUGUCGUGCACGUCCGAGAUGCAUUAUGCGUUCCCAGAUUGUAUGAUGGUGUUCACAGUUGGUCGACAGCUUCAGAUUUCUCGUAACUGAAUCCGCUUUCUAAUACUUUGGGAAUGACAGUAUCAGUUUGUACAUGAUGAAAAUAUAAUAUCAAAUAUUUCAUUUA